This is a messenger RNA of Fusarium coffeatum, 2388 nucleotides long. RefSeq lists its product as uncharacterized. The record is from RefSeq and is a predicted model, not a curated record. The coding region runs from base 1 to 2388 and encodes 795 amino acids. NCBI's taxonomy places the organism in Eukaryota, Fungi, Ascomycota, Sordariomycetes, Hypocreales, Nectriaceae. The transcript has a single exon.
AUGGGCCAAGACAGUGGCGAACAAGCUGGACCUGAUCCCCAGGAACAGAACCCACAAGAAGUUUCGUCUCAAGACGAUGGAAAUCGACCCGAUGAUCAAGCAGCCGAACUAUCCCAGCAAGAAACGAACUUGUCAGCCACAGGAAACUAUGAGGCUAAUCAAGAGGAUCGUGUCCAGAAACCCCCUGGAAGUUCUAAGGAACAGCACCCUGUACCUCAGGUGGGAGAUUCUAACCGCCGACAUUUGUAUGCUCAUAACCCUCCAAUCUCUGAUGAUGAGUUCGCCGAAGCGUUACAUGCGUUCAAUAACUCGAUCACAAACGCCGAGACAGGAGAGCGUGAUUCCCUAGCAACCCACCAGCGGCCUCGCACUCCUCCCAUAGAGAGAGCCCGAAGACAUAUGCAAAGCCUAGAAGAGCAGGGUGUGCAAUUCACAGACGACUUGGAGAAGGAGAUUAUCGACAACAUGAUACACAGCAUGGGCCUUGUCCCUGCUUUGACAGAGUGGUGCGAGAAUGAAGCAGGCAUCCCUGUUGAAUACGCCAAUAAGCUGUUGAAGGAGAUAGAUCAACUGAAGCUCGCAAUGGCCAAGCAGCAGCGCGACUUACACAAGAAACUUGCCUCACAAAUGAAGUCUAUUGAGGAUUAUCAGUCACAGAAGAAAGGGCGGAAGCUCGACAAACAGAUGGAAGGGAUUGAGAAAGAAGAUGCCAACGACAAACUGGAGGGUCUCGAUGACAUCUCUAUUCCAUCUUCAAGGCCUUCUCUUGAAAUUCCGAGAACUCCUCCUGGAACCGAGGGAUCAACACCAGCGAGUUCACGUUCGACGCUGGUCGAAAUGGGAGAGAGACAAAGUCUGCAACAGCAAGUGUCAGACCUUCAACAGAGACUUGAUGAAGCAAGAAAAGACAACGAGCGGCUCCAAGAAUCCAACGGGUCAGUUUCAGACAAGGACUCCACCAACUCUUGGCCGGAAAAGGGUGAUAAAAUCAAUACAUUGGAAAAGGAGAAUGAGGACCUGAAGGUCAAGCUCGAGGGUCAGAUGAAAGAAAUGAACGAACUACACCAGAAGAUUGCGAAGCUUCAGCAGACUGACGGCCAUCAAGACCAAUCAGAGGACAUGGAAGCUUCAAACACAGAUUCUGAAAGCUCUUCGUCAGAAAGGAUCGAGGAUCUUAAGCAGAAGCUCAAAGAUCAACAGAAAGAAAUCGACAAGAAUGGACGAUUAACCCGCCGGAUUGCAGAGCUCCAGAUCAAUGUGAGACACUUCGAUCGACAGGCUCAACUCCAGCGAAACCGACUGGAAGAGUUGGAGGCUUCAAGUAAUGAGGCUGCAAGCUCUUCUUCAGAGGAGAUCAAGGGUCUCAAGGAGAAGCUUGCGGAGAAGACUCAAGAUCAGAAGAGAGAAACCAACAAGAAUGAGGCCUUAACCCGCCGGAUUGCAGAGUUACAGAUUAAUUUGAGACACUUCGAUCGAGAGGCUCAAGUCCAACGAGACAAAUUGGAAGAGUUGGAAGCUUCAAAGGCAGAAUGUGUGAAGUCUCUUUCAAAGAGGAUCUCGGAUCUCGAGGAAGAAAUUGAUGAUCUCAAGGAGGAGCUUAAGGAGAAGACUCACAAUCAGAAGAGAGGAAACGACAAGAAUGAGGCAUUGACUCGCCGGAUUGCAGAGCUCCAGAUUAAUGCAAGACACGUCGAUCGAAAGGCUCAAGCCCAACGAAAUCGACUGGAGGAGUUGGAAAGGGUCAAUUUCACGACCGCUGACAGGUUGGUCGAGGCGCUCAACAGCGAGAAAGAAGAGUUCAAUGGCAGGAAUGGUAUGAGCCUCGUGGACAAAAUCAACUACAUGAACAUGGCUACCUUCUUCCGCACCUGCAACUACGUGCGGCUGGCUAUCCGAGAGAAUUCCCUCCCUAUAGCCAACGUUCUCAUGAACGACGCUGAAAAAUGGUUCACCUUCUGCCAGGAGGACUUGGCAACGAUGGAACCAAGCGUCAGAAUCCAGAUGCAAGCCUCGAUGCAUGUCCUCAAUGGCGCCAGGAGGGCUUUGAUUCCCAGGAAUCAAGAGAAGACUAAAGCUGGUCGAGAGGGCGCUCAGUAUGGAUUGGAUUACCUCGAAAAGUAUCCUGAGGGCACUGCCUUUGAUCAACUUAGACGACUUGCCAACACUGUCAUUGAGAGCACCAGUGAUGAACAACCCUUGCUUAAGAAAGUUCUCCAGCGCACUCAUUAUGGCAGAAAAAGAGUUCGGGAUCAGAUCUGGAAUGAUCCAAACAUGAAAGAGUCUGAGUUACGUCGUCCUGGCUUGCACUCCCCUGCGUCUCCUAGCAAGUGGGACACCGGUAAUCUUGAUAAGGACAAUACGAUUGGGGAGAAUGAUGAGGGAAACUGA